UGGAGGGCGGUGAUUUCUUCUGUCACGAUUUGGGUCGCUCCCACUGGAGGACACCGACCGUCUGAGUCUGGGCUUCCAUUCACUGAGGUGCUAAGCGGAGGAGGAGGCUGCACACCGGCAGCACGACAGACCCAUGAGGGCUUCUGCUCACAGGCUUGGACUGGUGGCCACACGUUAUUUGUCCUCUUGUCGGUGUCGGUGAGGAGAGGACGGGGAGAGGAGCGAGGAGAGAGAGAGACAGGGAUAUUGGGUGCUGGAGCGACCAGCCGACCUUUUUUCUUUCAUCUGGGCUGCAGUGCGAGUCAUUCACGAUGCCGGUGUUUCACACCAAGACCAUCGAGAGUAUCCUGGAGCCGGUGGCCCAGCAGAUCUCCCACCUGGUCAUCAUGCACGAGGAGGGGGAGGUGGACGGCAAAGCCAUCCCGGAUCUGACGGUGCCUGUGGCCGCGGUGCAGGCAGCAGUCAGCAACCUCGUACGGGUGGGGAAAGAAACGGUCCAAACCACAGAGGAUCAGGUGAUGAAGAGAGACAUGCCCCCCGCAUUCAUUAAGGUGGAGAACUCGAGCUCUAAGCUGGUUCAGGCUGCACAGAUGCUAAAAGCAGAUCCGUACUCUGUUCCCGCACGAGAUUAUCUGAUCGAUGGAUCCAGAGGGAUUCUGUCUGGAACGUCCGACCUGCUCCUUACAUUUGACGAGGCAGAGGUGCGUAAAAUAAUCCGAGUAUGUAAAGGAAUCCUAGAGUAUCUGGCUGUGGCUGAGGUGGUGGAGACCAUGGAGGACCUCAUCACUUACACCAAGAACCUGGGUCCAGGAAUGACCAAAAUGUCAAAGAUGAUUGAGGAGCGGCAGCAGGAGCUGACGCACCAAGAGCACAGGCAGAUGUUGGUCAACUCCAUGGGCACGGUCAAAGAGCUGCUGCCUGUUCUUAUAUCAGCUAUCAAGAUUUUUGUUGCAACCAAGACGAGUCGAGGUGCCGGCGUGGAGGAGGCUGAAAGGAACAGAAGAUUCACCUUUGAAAAGAUGAGCGCUGAAAUCAACGAGAUCAUCAGAGUCUUGCAGCUCACCACGUGGGACGAAGAUGCGUGGGCAAAUAAGAAGGAUAUGGAGGCUUUAAAGAGAUCUCUGGCUCUGAUUGAGUCCAAGAUGGCACAAGCUAAAAGUUGGCUCAAAGACCCUCUUGGACAGCCAGGUGACCACGGUGAGGUCGCCCUGCGCGUGAUACUGGAUGAAGCGGGGAAGGUGGGAGAGCUCUGUGCUGGGAGGGAGAGGAAAGAUAUUCUGGCGACCGCAAAGGCUCUGGGACAAAUGACCGACCAGAUCGCAGAUCUACGAGCCAGGGGCCAGGGCCAGACCCCGGGCUGUGUGCAGCGUGCAGCCCAGUGCUCUCAGGGCUUGGACUUGUUAUUUGGCAAAGUGGACGGUGCUGCGCGCAGACUGGAGGCUCUAAUCAAUGCCAAGCAGGCCAUUGCCAGGAGGCUGGACGCCGCACAGGCCUGGCUGGCUGAUCCUAACGGCGGUCCUGAGGGGGAGGAGAACAUCAGAGCGCUUCUUGCCGAGGCCAAACGCAUCGCUGAUCUGUGCGAAGACCCCAAAGAGCGGGACGACAUCCUACGCUCCAUCAGUGAGAUCGCAGGACUCACAGCUCGACUCGUGGAGCUGCGCAAACAGGGUAAAGGUGACAGCCCAGAGGCCCGAGCACUGGCUAAGCAGAUUGGAGCAGCACUGCUGAACCUGCAGUCCAAAACCAACCGGGCUGUGGCCAACAUGAGACCAGCCAAGCCGGCUGUCACCUUGGAGGGAAAGAUGGAGCAGGCACUCCGCUGGGUGAACAACCCUGGAGUGGACGACAGAGGAGUAGAGUGUGAGAGGCUAGAGUGGGACACAGGUCAGGCAGCAAUCAGAGGGAUGGUUGGAGAAGGGAAGAGGUUGGCAGGAGGCUUACUAGGCCCAUAUCGUCAGGAUAUGAUUGGACGCUGUGACCGUACCGAGGCUCUAAUGGCGUCCUUGGCGGACAUGGCAGGCAGGGGCGAGGCCGAGGGGCCUCACGCACGUGCUACAGCCGCCCAGCUACAGGACAGCCUCAAGGACCUGAGGCGGCACAUGCAGGAGGUGAUGACCCAGGAGGUAUCGGACGUAUUCAGCGACACCACCACCCCAGUCAAACUGCUGGCUGUGGCUGCAACUGCUCCUCCUGAUGCGCCCAACAGGGAGGAGGUUUUUGACGAGCGCGCUGGGAACUUCGAGGCCCACGCAGGUCGGCUGGGUGCGACCGCAGAGAAAGCCGCUGCUGUGGGAACAGCCAAUAAGAUGACAGUAGAGGGGAUACAUGCUGCUGUGAAACAUGCCAGGGAACUCACUCCACAGGUGACCUCUGCUGCUCGGAUCCUGUUGAAAAAUCCAGGAAACAGAGCAGCGUACGAGCACUUUGACACCAUGAAGAACCAGUGGAUUGACAAUGUGGAGAAACUCACUGGUCUGGUGGACGAGGCCAUCGACACCAAAUCCCUACUCGACGCCUCCGAGGAGGCUAUAAAGAAAGACAUCGACAAGUGCCGAGUUGCCAUGGCAAAUGUUCAGCCCCAGAUGCUUGUUGCCGGGGCAACAAGCAUAGCAAGACGAGCUAAUAGGGUCCUGUUGGUGGCUAAGCGGGAAGUGGAGAACUCUGAAGAUCCACGUUUUAGAGACACUGUGAAACACGCUUCAGACAUCCUCUCACACACCAUCUCACCCAUGGUCAUGGAUGCCAAGGCAGUGGCUGGGAACAUACAAGACAAAGCUCUGCAAAAGGCAUACUUGGACUCUUGUCUAAGGAUCCUGGCUGCAGUGGGAAAAGUUAGAGAAGCUUUUCAACCUCAGGAGCCCGAUUUCCCUCCCCCACCUCCUGACCUGGACCAGCUUCAUGUCAGUGAUGAGCAGGCACCGCCCAAACCCCCGUUGCCAGAGGGCGAGGUGCCGCCGCCACGGCCCCCUCCUCCAGAGGAGAAGGACGAGGAGUUCCCAGAGCAGAAGGUCGGUGAGGUGCUCAGUGAGCCCAUGAUGGUGGCAGCCAGGCAGCUGCAUGAUGAGGCCCGCAAGUGGUCCAGCAAGCCUGAGGAGGAGGAGGCAGUAGAGGAAAGGGAGGUAGAUGAUGAAGAUGAGUUUACUGAUGGUGAGGAUGACUAUGAGCCAGAGCUGCUGAUGAUGCCCUCCAACCAGCCUGUCAAUCAACCCAUUCUGGCAGCUGCCCAGUCUCUCCACCAGGAGGCGCGCAAGUGGUCCAGCAAGGGCAACGACAUCAUUGCAGCGGCCAAGCGGAUGGCUCUGCUGAUGGCAGAAAUGUCCCGGCUGGUGCGCGGCGGGAGCGGGAACAAGAGGGCGCUGAUUCAGUGCGCCAAGGACAUCGCCAAGGCCUCGGACGAAGUGACGAGGCUGGCGAAAGAAGUGGCCAAGCAGUGCACCGACAGGCGCAUCAGAACUAAUUUGCUGCAGGUGUGUGAGCGCAUCCCGACCAUCAGUACUCAGCUGAAGAUCCUGUCCACGGUGAAAGCCACCAUGCUGGGACGAACAAAUAUUAGUGAAGAAGAGUCCGAGCAGGCCACGGAGAUGUUGGUCCAUAACGCUCAGAAUCUCAUGCAGUCAGUGAAGGAGACGGUCAGAGAAGCAGAGGCAGCUUCCAUCAAGAUCCGUACAGACGCGGGAUGCACCCUCCGCUGGGUGCGCAAGACCCCCUGGUACCAGUAAACAAACUGUAAACUGGUCACUCAAAGCUAGUAAAUACUCUAAACUUGGCACAGAUAGCACACACUGUAUGUAAAAGUAGUAACGUGCACACUCAUCAUGAGUUAAUUUCUUCCAAGAGGAACCUGCAGGUGAUCAUGUACACACUCCAGCAGUGAGGGAGUGUGUAUUCUUUUUUUUUUACCAGGACCAUUGGUUUUGGUACUAAGCCGGUUCCGUUUGUUGGAGUGAAAUAAGCUUUUUUUGCUCUCCACUUCCCUUUAUCUGUAACUUUUUAAUAUAUAUUUUUGGUAUGUUGUGUUUUUCGAGAGUUUAUCCAAAUCCCAGGUAUAUAUAUAUAUAUAUUUUUUGCAUGGAAUUUUUUUCUACUUUUUAAGAGGGUUAAUUACGACAAUAAGAUAUUGUCUCCUAGAUGACGUUUGAUCUUCAUUCAGUUUUUCUUUUUUCAGGGAGAGUUUCUUAUUGUCUAUUGUACAUACAAUAACUAUUUGUUUUAUGGACAACACUAAACAAUGAGCCGUAAAUUCACUGAGUCCGACGACACUCGAGUGUGAGGUCUCGAUUCUCUCUUCAUGUUUACUUAUAGAAACAACAUGGUUGUUAUCUGUGGAUUUUCAAGGGUAACUCAUCCUCAAGUAGAAAGUUAUGACUUGUAGGUAAAUGACAGUUUCUCAAACUGUCAGCAUAGUUUGAGAAAAAAAAAAGGAUGGUUGUCAAUAAAUUACAUUUUAUUGUUAAGUCGGUACUUAUAGCAGACAUGAGGAAUUCGCUUAACAAUGGCAGCAUGACUGACAGUAAGCUUAAAGUCAAGGUUAGUUCAGGUGUUUUUAUGCGUUUGUUUAAAACUCUAAACAAUGCCAAAGGUUUUGUUUUAUUCCUGUAAGCUUCAUAAGGUUCUUAACAAAAAAAAUAUCCUGUAGAACUUUUUGUGGUCUUGUUUUUUUAGCAAACAAAAAGAGAGAAACUGUAUUAUUGUUUUUCCUGCACUAUCUCUGUAACAGUUGAACUGUUGACUUUUCUUUUUUUUUCAAAAUGAUUCAGAACCUGUGAUUUUAAAACCACAACAUCCUGUUUUUAGAAAUGUACCCUCAUGUGAGCUCAGUGGUCCCAGUCGAUAAUCUGAAGUAGAACUCUGUGACAGGUUUUCUAGAUGUUGUCAGUGAAUUGAGAACAUUAAGCAACAUCUUAAAUGUGAGAUCAGGCAUCGACUUCACGCACAUUUUCAUUCCCUCAACAGUUGACAUUUCUUUACACAACAGCAAAUGUUACUGUUAAAUGGAGAAUUUGUGUGCGCCUGUGUGUAAGCUCCCCCCACUUACAGGCAGUACGAAGGAGCAGUGCCCAUGAAGGUAGGGAUUGUUUUGUUGUCUUUAUUUGGGCCUACUGAGUAUGUAGCAGUCACUGAACCCCCACACUGAUAUUGAAAGGGUGUAUGUAGUUCUGUGUGUGUACCUGACGUGUCCGUUCACAGACUGAAUGUAUUCUGAUAGCGUCUAGCCCUGCCAACACAUCUGCUGUGCCUUGGAAGAAUAAAAAGUCUAUAAUUCUGA
This is a messenger RNA of Solea senegalensis (Senegalese sole), 5266 nucleotides long. RefSeq names its product vinculin-like. NCBI's taxonomy places the organism in Eukaryota, Metazoa, Chordata, Actinopteri, Pleuronectiformes, Soleidae. Gene Ontology annotation, molecular function: actin filament binding; structural molecule activity. Bases 312 to 3719 code for a protein of 1135 amino acids. Gene Ontology annotation, cellular component: actin cytoskeleton. The transcript is spliced from 24 exons. Gene Ontology annotation, biological process: cell adhesion. The record is from RefSeq and is a predicted model, not a curated record.